AUGUCAACAAAACUCGACCCGAACAGUCCAAUCUGUCUCUUCACCGUUGACAUCAUGAACAACUGGGCUAUGGAGUUUUUUCAGAUUCUCUUUUGUGUAAUGUGCAGUUUCACAGCAAUUCACGAUAUUUGUCUAGCUAUUAUUGCGGGUCUAAACUUUGAAAUGUUUUUGUUAAAUGGAAGAGAUUGUGACGGCUUAUUGUUUGAGCCAGGCGCUUGCUUUCCUUUAAGGAUCGUUUUCGACUUUGGGAUUUACGGUCAAACGAUUUCCCUUCUCGGCAUUGCCAUUGAGCGUUACUGUGCGAUUUCAAUGACGAAUCGCUACAAAUUCGUUUCUUCAACGCUGGGUCUCGUGUUAACGACUUUUGUGAUUGUGUUCACAAUGGCCCUUGUUCUCUAUGUACACUUUCAUGAGGAUCCCACCGAAUUACAAUUCAAUUGUGGUCCAGUCACUCGUACCGCUGCUUCUGCCGCGAAUAUUCUUCCACCCUAUUAUGCCCUCGUUCUACCGCCAUUCAUUGUGUUCAUGCUUCGGCGAAUCGAGCUCCAAAGAAAAGUGACAACUCAACGAAUGCUAAGAAAUCAAGGACUUUAUUCAGAGGCGAGACUUGAAUAUCUU
This is a messenger RNA of Mesorhabditis belari, 618 nucleotides long. Lineage: Eukaryota; Metazoa; Nematoda; Chromadorea; Rhabditida; Rhabditidae. The record is from the annotation of a GenBank genome assembly.